This is a messenger RNA of Penicillium riverlandense, 1086 nucleotides long. Its product is annotated as ATP synthase complex assembly protein ATP12. Gene Ontology annotation, biological process: mitochondrial proton-transporting ATP synthase complex assembly. Bases 1 to 1086 code for a protein of 361 amino acids. NCBI's taxonomy places the organism in Eukaryota, Fungi, Ascomycota, Eurotiomycetes, Eurotiales, Aspergillaceae. The transcript has 2 exons. The record is from RefSeq and is a predicted model, not a curated record. Gene Ontology annotation, cellular component: mitochondrion.
AUGGCAACUCUCCCACGCGCGGCUGCAUUGCCGUCGCGGCUCUUCUCGUCUGCCCGGCUCAAUACCUCGCGCUGCCGGCACAUCCAUUCCUCACCCGUAAAGGCAGCAGUCGCACACCCAGCCACGGCCCAUGGCCCGCCUCCGAAAGCUCCGGCGCCAUCAUCAGAGUUCAAGAAACACCCAUCACCACCAGAAAAACCAGAGUCCGCACAACCAGCCGCGGAGACACCCAAUCCCGCGAAGCCUACCAGCGCGCUGAAAAAACGGUUCUGGAAGGAUGUCCACGUCCAUGGGAUGCCAGUUCUGCUUGACAAGCGCCCCGUACGAACGCCUACCAAAGAAGUUCUCUCCAUUCCUCCGACGAAGCCUCACCUUGCACACGCGGUCGCCCUCGAGUGGGAUGUGAUGACCUCUGCCCACCAGGCACUCAAAACCCAUCUCAUUCCCUUGACUUCCCUGUCUGCUCGUGCGGCCGACAUUGUGCGCGAAGAUGCUCAGGGCCACACCACCACCCGAGAGCAGAUCAUCAAGACGGCCAUGCGCUACCUCGAAACCGACACACUACUCUGCUGGGAGCCGGAGCGGGAACCCGGGGCGGCCCAUCUACUAGAGAAGCAGGAGACCGGGGAACGAAUUGAGAGUCUACGGGAGAUCCAGAUGCGGGUGGCCAAGGAGAUCAUGAGUUUCUUGUCUACGAAGGUGUGGCCGGGCUUGGAGAUCAAGCCCAUCCUCGAUAGCGACAGCAUUAUGCCCGUGUCGCAGCCGCGGGGGACCCAGGACAGCAUUCGCACCUGGAUCUCGGAACUCUCAGCGCAUGAUCUGGCCGCGCUGGAGCGAGGGAUCCUCGCGUCCAAGAGUCUGCUGAUCGCGGUCCGGCUCUUAGUGGAGUGGAGCGAGAAUUUUCGGGCGCUGCAGCGGGUUGAGAAGAAAUUCGGAAUCGAGGAGGCGGCCGAGGCAUCGAAUCUAGAGGUGAAAUGGCAGACGGACAUGUGGGGCGAAGUCGAGGAUACGCACGAUGUCGAUUGGGAGGAUCUGAAGCGGCAGCUGGGCAGCGUGGUGGUGCUGGUGAGCGGCGAGCGGCGAUAG